Molecule: messenger RNA, 519 nt
Organism: Lichtheimia ornata
Lineage: Eukaryota; Fungi; Mucoromycota; Mucoromycetes; Mucorales; Lichtheimiaceae
Exons: 2
Coding region: 1-519 (172 amino acids)
Molecular function (GO): calcium ion binding; enzyme regulator activity
Source: RefSeq, a predicted model, not a curated record
AUGUCGUCCACCACCAUCACCAACACUGCACCGUCACCGUCAGAGCUACAUUUAGCACAUGAUUUGUGCAUUACGCCCGAAGAGCUUAUUUCUUUAAAGCAUGCAUUCCAUAUGCUGGAUAUCAAGAAUCAAGGCAUCAUACCCAUGGAUACGUUUAUUACCGUUUUGAACUACCUGAACAUGCAGCAUGCUGACAGGGUUGCGCAAACGAUCACUGCCACCUUUGAUAUCAUUGACUUUGAAGCAUUUGCCACCACCAUGGUUCAUUUGAUGCUGGAUGAUGUCGACGACAACCACCACCUUCUUCAUCAUCAUCCCGAUAACGAUUUGUUGGCAUGCUUUAAAGCGUUUGACCAAAAUGGUGAUAAUCUUAUUAGCCGUGACGAGCUGCAACAUGUCAUGACAAGUCUUGGAGAACGACUCUCUCCUUAUGAUAUUACAGCCAUGAUGACUGAAGCAGAUACAAAUGGUGAUGGAUUCAUUGAUUUCGAAGAAUUCAAACGGCUGCUCCCUGAAUGA